AUGGUUCCCCGACGCUCAUCCCGCACCCAGGGAUCCGGCUCCACAGCGGGGUCCGUGGGGCCAUCAUCGCCCCCCUCUGACACCUCGGAUCUCGCCAGCGGUGAUGACUCUGGCAGCGACUUUGAGGCCACGCUCCGGCCAUGCGGCAAACGGGGACCCCAGCGGUUGCCGAACCACGGCCACGUCAGGAAGUGUCCCCGGAUGACAGAGCCAAACGGAGACUGCAGCAGCACAUCCACGGUCAACCCGGAGCCAAACACCCUCUUUGAAGCUGUUAAAUCAGCCAAAAUCGCCGUGGAGACAGUGGUGGAUGACUGGUUGGAGACCUACAAGCGAGACCGUGAGACAGGGUUCUUGGAGCUCAUCAACUUUAUCGUCUGCUCCUGCGGUUGCAAAGGUGUGGUGACACCAAAAAUGUUCAGGGACCUGCAGAACUCGGAGAUCAUCCAGCAGCUGACAGAGCAGUUCAAGGAGGAUUCGCCGGAGUAUCCCCUUUCGCUCAACACCCGACCCUGGCGCCGUUUCCGGGCUGGGUUUUGCGAGUGGUUGACAGUGGUGGUGCAGCGAUGCCAAUACAGUGUCAUCUAUGACGAAUUCCUGAUGGGUUCCCUCAUCUCCUUCCUCAUCAGCCUCUCUGAUUCCCAAGUACGGGCUUUCCGCCACACCAGCACCCUGGCAGUCAUGAAGUUGAUGUCGGCGCUGGUCGAGGUGGCGCUGGGCGUGAGCGUGCAGCAGGAGAACAGCCUUCGGCAAUACGAGGCCGAGCGGAGCAAAGGGCCCGGCCGCCGCGCCACCGAGAAGCUGGAGGCAUUGACAGUGAAACGCCGGGAGCUCAGAGAGCAGCAGGAGGAGCUCGAGAACAUGAUGAACGCCAUCUUCAAGGGCGUCUUCGUGCAUCGCUACAGGGACGUGGUGCCGGACAUCCGAGCCAUCUGCAUGGAGGAGUUGGGGACGUGGAUGAAGACCUACACGGCUUCCUUCCUCACCGACAGCUACCUCAAGUACAUCGGGUGGACCUUGUAUGACAAGCAGCGGGAGGUGCGCCUGCAGUGCGUGAAGGCAUUGCAGGGGCUCUAUGGCCACCGGGACACAGCUGCCCGCAUGGAGCUCUUCACCAGGCGCUUCAAGACCCGCAUGGUGGCCAUGGUGCUUGACAAGGAGCCCAGCGUGGCUGUGGAGGUGGUGAAGCUGUUGACGCUGAUGCUGGAGAACAUGGAGGAGGCGCUGACGGAUGAGGACUGCCAGAGCGUCUACCCCGUCGUCUUCGUAUCCAACCGGCCUCUGGCCGCUGCCGCUGGGAUUUUCCUCUACCGCCGGCUGCUGGACCCCCAGCAAGGUGCGGGCAUGGACGCACCUCAUGACAGGGACAACAGGACCUUCUUUCGGCUCCUUCUGACCUUCUUCAUCGAGAUCGAGCUCCAUGAGCACACAGCCUACUUGGUGGACAGCCUGUGGGACUGCGCCGGGCCGCAGCUGCGGGACUGGGAGACCAUCAGCGCCUUGCUGUUGGAGGAGUCGCCUGCUGAGGGUCUGGGAGACCAGCAGGAGAAGGCGCUGGUGGACAUCCUGGCAGCCAGCGUGGUCCAGGCGGCUGAGGGGCAACCCCCUGUGGGCCGUGAGCCAGCCAAGAAGACUUCAUCCCGAGAGCGGAAGGCACAGACGGAGGAAAGAAUCCGCCUUACCCACUGCCUUAUCCCGGCUCUUCCCAAGCUGCUGGGCAAGUUCUCGGCAGAUGCUGAGAAGGCGGCUCCGCUCCUGGAGGUCUUGCGCUGCUUCGAUCUCAGCAUCUACUGCACCGGGCGGCUGGAGAAGCACCUGGAGCUGGUGCUGGAGCAGCUGGAGGAGGUGGUGCAGAAACACACGGAGCAGACGGUGCUGGAAGCUGCAUCCCGCGCGCUCCACGCGCUCUGUGACCCUGAGCUGGCCCUGCAGCGGCAUGGGGACCGGGUACGGAGCCGCCUGGCUGACCAGCUGGCUGACAAGUGCAACCAGGAGAUCACCGAGAUGCUCCAGGCCUCGUCCCUGGACGAGGAGGAAGUGUACAGCAUGGCGGCCACACUGAAGAGGAUCUCCAUCCUGUUCAACGCCCAUGACCUGACGCCCUGGCAGCUCUUUGAUCCCUGCGCCCAGCUCCUGCAGCAUGCCAUGGACACAGGCGAGGUGCCACCGCAGGUCCUUGUCCCCACCAUCACCUCCCUCUAUUUCCACAUCCUCUGGGAGUUCUCGCGCUUGCCCAGCACCGAUGUCCCUGAGGAGCAGCUACAGAGCCUGAAGACCAGAGUCAUCACCUUCUACUCUCUGUGCCACAGCUGCCUGUCCGACAUGGACGCUGGCGUCCGGGAACAGGCCUUCAGAGUGCUCAGCGACCUGCUGCUGGUGUUGGGGCCACAGCUGCCACAGGACGGGCGAGAGGAGCUGGCUCCGCUGGUGCUAUGUCCCGAUGCUGAGCUGCAAUCCCAACUGGCCGCCUUCCUCAUGGACCACGUCUUCUACCCUGCCUGUAGCCACGAGGAGGUCCCGGCCACCGAGGACAGCGAGAGCCGCAUCGAGGAGCUGCACCGGCGCCGGGUGCUUCUGGCCGGCUUCUGCAAACUCAUCAUCUACGGCGUCUUGGAGCUCAGCGCCGCUUCUGACGUCUUCAAGCACUACACCAAGUUUUACAGCGAUUAUGGGGACAUCAUCAAAGAAACGCUCACCUUGACGCGGCAGAUCGACCGGCAGGAGUGGGCUCACACCCUGCUCCUCAGCUUGCAGCAGCUGAUGACUGAGCUGCUGCACCAAGAAGGUCCCGACAUCCGGAUGACAGAAACUUUCCCAGAAAUCCGGGACUUGGCACGAAGGUUUUCCCUGUUCUUCAGCCUCCACCAGCUCCAAAGCCGCCCACUGCUGCUCCACAUCCACAGGGAAGGGAUCCUGUUCGCUUUCCAGAAGACCCCGGGCUCGGAACCGGGAUUGCCAGCCCUCAAUUUACCCUUCCUGGAGGUGCUGAGCGAGUUUUCGCCCUGGGUGCUGCGCCCGGAUAAAGCUUUGCUCUUAACCUACCUGGACAAGAUGUCCCGGGAGCACCUCGGGGUGCUGGCACCAGGUGACACGGGGCAGUGGCCGUCCCUUGUCACCUACCGCAACUCGCUCCAGCCACAGGAUGAGGGGGGGACCGGGGAGGGCAGCCGUGGCGCAGCGCCCACCCCACAGCCCACCAAGAGACCCCGCCUGGAGGCCCCCCCGCAGCCCCCCGACUCCAGCCCAUGGCCGAGCAGCCGCCCCCCCAGCUUGGCCUUGACCUCCACCAUGUUACGGGGUGACCCCCGGCCCCCCCGGCUCUCCCCCAGCCAUUCCUCCCCAGCUCCAUCCUCUCUUCACCACAGCAGCAGCUCCAUGACCAUGGGGAGCAGUGGGGUGACCCCGUGCGUGAGGGAGGGGUACGGGUGGGGGCCACUGGGGGGCAGGAUUGAGGGGCUUGGGGGGCUCAGGGUGGGCAUUGGGGGGAACAGGGCUGUUGGUUGA
Strigops habroptila (Kakapo) is the source of this 3504-nucleotide messenger RNA. It is a transcript of the gene STAG3, whose product is annotated as stromal antigen 3. NCBI's taxonomy places the organism in Eukaryota, Metazoa, Chordata, Aves, Psittaciformes, Psittacidae. Gene Ontology annotation, molecular function: chromatin binding. Gene Ontology annotation, cellular component: nucleus; cohesin complex; chromatin. The transcript has 29 exons. The record is from RefSeq and is a predicted model, not a curated record. Bases 1 to 3504 code for a protein of 1167 amino acids. Gene Ontology annotation, biological process: sister chromatid cohesion.